UCGCCGUCUCAUGUGUGCUGCAGUGUGUGUCCUGUGUGCUGCAGUGUGUGUCCUGUGUGUGUCCUGUGUGUGUCCUUCUCCCUGCCUUCCACAUGUCUCUACACACCGCUCCAGACUGCUGCGAGUCACCUGGACUGCACUUAUACAGGAGAAGUCAGAACGAGGACGACUCUCACAGAAGGCUGAAGAGAAGAGAGAAGAACCGUGUGGCUGCACAGAGGAGCCGCAAACGUCAGACGCAGAGAGCAGACGAGCUGCACGAGGCUUAUGAGUGCUUGGAACAGCAAAACAGUCUGCUGAAGAAAGAGGUUCAGCUGCUCCUUGAGGAACAGAGAUGUCUGGCAGAUGCUCUCAAACUCCAUGAGCCUCUGUGUCCUGUCCUAAACAGCAACGUUCUCCAGGGACCGAGACCCAGUGAUGGACUUCCUCCCUGAGUUCAUAAGGAAUCUGAUACGGACAUCAGGUGUAAGUCGUGUGGUGGUGUGAGCGAACCUGCCAUCAACACACUCAAGCUGGUUUCAUCUCUGAUUCCUUUCUACAGUGUUCCCUUUCUGUCAGAAUGUCAGAUCAGUGUUUAAUCUUCACUUACUUUUAUCAGCCUGCAGGAAAUGAUGUCAUCAUUCUGUAUUUCAAACAUGUGAAAUGAACUUUAGAUCUCGGUGCCAAAAGACCGCUUUAACCACCAGAUGUGUGACUGGUUUACCGCUUUGUCGUGAGGAGUAGUGAGCCAUGAGACUGAACACUUCUGCUUUCUAGACAUGCUGAUUAACUAUAAAUACAUUUUUUAGGUUUCAGGAUUAGUUAUUUUUUUACUGUUAUGAUUACUAAGCUGAAUUUAGAUGCUCUGUUCUUGUUACAUGUAUGUGUUGGAGUUUCUUGUCGUGUGUCUGUGUAUUUGGCUGUUGAAUGUAAAGUAAACAUGAACGUUUGUGAAUGUAAAGAAUCAUCUGUUCUGACAAGAAGAAGGAAUCAAUCUGCAAAGAAAUGUUAAUAGAAUGAAUUUAAUAAAAAAAUUACUGGAAA
Tachysurus vachellii is the source of this 1023-nucleotide messenger RNA. It is a transcript of the gene batf3, whose product is annotated as basic leucine zipper transcription factor, ATF-like 3. The transcript is spliced from 3 exons. The record is from RefSeq and is a predicted model, not a curated record. NCBI's taxonomy places the organism in Eukaryota, Metazoa, Chordata, Actinopteri, Siluriformes, Bagridae. Gene Ontology annotation, molecular function: RNA polymerase II cis-regulatory region sequence-specific DNA binding; DNA-binding transcription factor activity, RNA polymerase II-specific. Gene Ontology annotation, cellular component: nucleus. The coding region runs from base 93 to 434 and encodes 113 amino acids. Gene Ontology annotation, biological process: regulation of transcription by RNA polymerase II.